CCGAAAGCCGUCUUUCAAUACUUCCGGUUUGUUUGCCACAUCAACAAACGAAAAAGCAUGGAAGCAGUAUACCGUCUACCUUACCAGUUAUUGGUGUGUCCAAACCUGAAAUUGAAGCGUCCAACAUGGCUUCAACAACCAUCAGCAAUGACCAUGUUUGCUUUUGUGCUUGGUUCUUAUUUCCUUGUAACAGGAGGUAUAAUCUAUGAUGUGAUUGUAGAACCACCAAGCAUAGGGUCAACAACUGAUGAAAGAGGCAACUCUAAACCUGUAGCAUUCAUGCCACACAGAGUAAACGGACAGUAUAUAAUGGAAGGAUUAGCUUCCAGUUUUUUAUUUACUUUAGGUGGUCUAGGUUUUGUUAUAUUAGACCAAACUAAUAAACCAAGUAUGCCAAGAUUAAAUAGAAUCCUUCUUUUAUCCAUUGGAUUUGGAGCGAUAUUAAUAUCAUUUUUCAUGUCAAGAGUUUUCAUGCGAAUGAAAUUACCUGGGUACUUACAGGCAUAAGAGAUUUCCAUGAGCAUUCCAUCAGCCUUGAUAUAUUUGUUGACUAUGCAGAAACAUUUUUAUCAUGUGACAUUUUAGAAAAGAAAUACUUAUUUUCUAUCCAAAUUAAAAGUAUUUGUGAUAUUUGAUAGUUUAGUAUAAUAAAAACUGAACACUUAA
Molecule: messenger RNA, 666 nt
Organism: Mytilus californianus (California mussel)
Lineage: Eukaryota; Metazoa; Mollusca; Bivalvia; Mytilida; Mytilidae
Product: oligosaccharyltransferase complex subunit ostc-B-like
Exons: 4
Coding region: 58-507 (149 amino acids)
Cellular component (GO): oligosaccharyltransferase complex
Source: RefSeq, a predicted model, not a curated record